Schistosoma margrebowiei is the source of this 1416-nucleotide messenger RNA. The record is from the annotation of a GenBank genome assembly. NCBI's taxonomy places the organism in Eukaryota, Metazoa, Platyhelminthes, Trematoda, Strigeidida, Schistosomatidae.
GUGCCGUUAGAGGCGCGGAUUCCGUAAUUAGUUGGUUAGGGGUAGAAUGAUGGUAGAUGUUGAUAGCUUGCGCUAUGUAGAACUCCAGAGGCUUGCUAAAAUGCAUGGUAUCAAGGCUAACAAAAAGGUUAGCGUCAAGCAUGUUUAUCUUAUCACUGCAGGCCUCUGAACUAAAGAAGAAGCUGAAAAUCCUGCUUUGUAUUCAGGAAUUUGAAAGUACUGGUACAAAGAAUGGUGAAACAGCAUCUGCUGAGUCUGUUGAGGUAGAUGUACUAUGCUUUCCGCGUCAUCGUUCGGGACAGAUUGAAGAGUCUUCUUUCAGAUGUACGGACAAGCCUAAGCUUCCUUCUGACGAUCAAGAAAAUAAAGAAAAUGGUGGGAUAACAUCUACACCAAUAAGUGGCGAUGAAGCUUCAGGUGUUUUGAAUCGAACAUACGAGCUAGCUUCUCCUGUGGUGUGCUGCAAGAAGGAUACUAUUGAGAAACCACUCAAGCAAUAUUCAGAAUCCCAUAAAUUGUCCAUAGCUAAAAAACCAUCGGUUAUCAAGACAGUUCCAGACUUCAGUAAGAUUCAUGCUAAGGCCGCUUCAAAAUUGGAAUCAUUGGUAUCAUAUGCUUCACGGCAUAACUUGACUAAUAAACCUCGACCACCAUUCGCAUCACCGCCUUUUGUUAACAACAAUAAAAAAGUUUCGAAUUCAUCUGGCGAUAAAUCUGAGAUCUCCCAAACAAAUAUACCUGAGCACAAGUUCAGCCUUCAGAAGAAAACAUCAAUUCGUUUGAAUGACAAAAUCACAAUAUUGAAGAAUUCAAAUUCGGUUAAACGAAGUAAAUCACUUCUUUCUCCUUUCUCAUCUAAUGAAAUUAGUACAACUGUAAAUAACCAACAACAGGCAAACAAUUUGGCAGCUUGCAAUCCAUUAUCGCGUAAAAAUACUAUUAAAAUUCCAGCUGACAGUGCAUUUGCUCGACGUAAAGCGUAUGAUUUGAAAUAUAAUCAGUCACGUCGUUUGUCCUGUACACCUCAUCGUGUUUCUAAGCAAUUAUCAAUAACUCCUCCUAAAUCGACUACUGUUGUACGACAAGAUAUUCGUAUACCUAAACCAUUUGUAAAUGUUCGUCAUAAUAAAAUGGAAUUAUCAAAGAUGUGCAAGGAAGAUCGGGCAAUGUCAAGGAGAUUAUUAGUUGACAAGAAUCGUGGCUUAUAAUUAUCUUAUUAUUCAUAUAUAUAUACCUCUUAUUUACCUGUAUAAUAUUUAUCUAAUAUCUAAGUGUUUGUAUUAUAGUUACCUUAUUUUAAAGAUAUUAUCAUUAUUCCAUUAUUUAACAUGAGAAAAAUAAUGUUACUUCUCUCAUUUCAACUAAUGUCAUUCUUAAUUGUCUCUCAUAAGUGUUUUGUUAUUGACUAAUUAUUUA